AUGGCCGAAGUGUCGCAAACCGAAGAGCAUACCUCAUAUAUAACCUGGGAUGAUUUGCGAGCUAUUGUUGAGACGAACAACCUCUCCGUACUGAAGAGAACGCCAUCUGAGAUGAGUCGUUACCGGCAAUGGACUGCCGCAACAACGGCAGAAUAUGGAAGCUUGACAAAUUAUCUCCUUGUUCAUCGUCUCCCUAAAGCAUGGGGAACGCCUCCAUUCACACCACUGUCAUGCAUCCCUUUCGAGGAUCCGUCCGACUAUCGAGUCUUACUGAAUGACUGGCCGUACGGCUUUGCACCAAAUAUCACGCAUAUGAUUGCUUGGACCAGAACUGCUAUCCCAACCGAUUCGGAUAUCGGCGAUAUAACCCUGGAGAGCAGGAAGUCAAUUGAGAGUUUUGUUAAGAGAUAUUUCGUUGAUAGGAUUGGACGUUGUGCAGAGCCUCGAGUCAUAUGGUUCAAGAAUUGGGCCGCUUUGCAAAGCGUGAGGGCGCUGGACCACAUCCACGUCCUUGUACGGGAUGUCGAUCCUUGCCUUAUAGAGGAAUGGACGAGAGAUCAAAGUAGUAUUUAG
Hyaloscypha bicolor E is the source of this 573-nucleotide messenger RNA. RefSeq lists its product as uncharacterized. Gene Ontology annotation, biological process: N-acetylglucosamine metabolic process. The transcript has 2 exons. Bases 1 to 573 code for a protein of 190 amino acids. Lineage: Eukaryota; Fungi; Ascomycota; Leotiomycetes; Helotiales; Hyaloscyphaceae. Gene Ontology annotation, cellular component: cytoplasm. The record is from RefSeq and is a predicted model, not a curated record.